This is a messenger RNA of Rotaria sp. Silwood1, 2361 nucleotides long. The record is from the annotation of a GenBank genome assembly. NCBI's taxonomy places the organism in Eukaryota, Metazoa, Rotifera, Eurotatoria, Philodinida, Philodinidae.
AUGUGGAGAGUCAGUAAUUAUCCUGGAAAUUGGCCGCAUCGUCGUCUACCUCUUCUUGAAUGUUUAACCACAUUUACACCUGACAUAUUGUGUGUACAAGAAUUACAUCCAUUAUUUCAUGAUCUUAUUGUUGAAGCUUUGCCAUCUCAUGCAUAUAUUAAAGAUGAUUUUGCUGGUUGGCAGAAUGAGAGUAAUAUAUAUUGGAAUGGAAAUUUAUUUGAUAUAGUAGAAUAUGGUAUUGUUGAUAUUGGUAUGAAAGAACCAUUACGACGUCUGUUUUGGGUACUUUUAAAAGUUAAAACACUUAAACUGACAACUGAAGAACAAAUGAAAUCAGAAAAGAUCAUUACUCAACAAAUUUUGAUAGCAACUGCACAUUAUACAUGGGAAGGUCAUGCAGAAGAGCAUACAACAAAUAUUAAUCUACGUCAACAACAAGCACAACGUACAGCAACAGCUUUACACGCUUUACAAUCAAAGUUUGGUGAUCCUCAUUUAGCUAUGUUAUUUAUGGGAGAUUUAAAUGAAAAUUUUCAUCCACGACGUAUUUUACAUGAAGCUGGUUUUAUUGAUUGUUUUAGUGCAUUACGAUUACCUUGUCUUCCUACUCAUCCACAACGUCCUAGUACACCUAAAGAAGAUUUUCUUGGUGAUUGCCCAUUAGAUUGGAUAACGCAAAACAAUUAUGCACGUCCUAUUUUAGCGAAUGUAUUAAGAAAUUUGAUUUAUAAUGAAUCACCAUUGAAGACUUCGCCAUUACCAGAUUUAUAUAAUAUCGCAAAUAAUAAUAAAAAUUUUAUUUUUGAUUCUGAGGUUGAGUCAGAUUUGUCAAGUGUUCUUGCGGAUACAUCUACUGAGAUACAACCAACAAUAACAUCUUUAGAAAAUCAGGUGCCAUCACACACAACUAUAAAUGGUGAGACGAAUGAAUCGAUACCAGAUCUUGAGGAAUUUUGGAGACGUGGUGUGGCACAUGAGAAUAUCACAGAUCCUAUUGUCGAAGAACCUACUGAUCAACAAAUAUCUAGCAUCACCGAUUUUUCUACUGUGGCAAAUGAUCAUUUUACAGAAUCUGAAAAUCAACAAGAACAUAAUACAUCAUUAAUUAAUAAUUUAUAUUUACCAUUACAAUCAUUCUCUAAUGAAAUAUCACAAAAUACUUUGACAAAUACAGAAACAUGUCCAUCAGGCAAUGUAACACCUUGUGGUUAUUUACGUCAUCCUAUUGCGCCAAAAACUCGUGUACGAUAUGAACGUGAAUUGAUUAAUAAUAAAAUGUCAGGUAAAAUGGCUCAUAUAAAAGAUUAUUUUGAAGAAAGUUCAAUAUUUAUUGGACCUGAUAGUUUAUUCACCAAUCGACAUCUUGAAAUUAGUUUACUUUCGAAGACGCCUGACAAUAGAUGUAUUUAUAGUCGUCAUACUUUUUAUACUCCAAAUAUGCCUGAUGCGAAAAAAUUUUCUAAUCCAAUUUAUCUUGAAUCUAACCAAUUAGAUGUUGAAUGUAAUUUUAUCAAACUAAAAUCAAUGAUUGCUAAAAAAUGUCAACAAGAUUUAUUACGUAACAGUGAAUCUGAUAAACAAUAUCAUUGGACGAAAACUCCUAAAUGCACAAUUAAAUAUUAUCCAUCUGGUGAAGAAAACUCAAUAGAUAUAACACCAAGACAGUUUAAUAAAACUUAUCAACUUGAUAAUCUAGUUCUUGGAAUUCGUCCAGUUGAACUUCAACCAGAUGGAGUUUCAUAUCUUACUAUUCCAAAUUCACCUGUUAUCAUCUCAAAUAUUUUUAUUGGAGUCAAUUCUGAUGAUUCACCAACAACAUGGAAUUAUAAUGAAUGCCAACUCAAAAUUGUGGAUAUGAAAAUUAUUAAUGAAGAUGCUUCACUUAAUGAAAACAAUCGUUGUAUAAUACAAUUUCUUCUUGAAAUUCCACAAAUAUAUCAUUGCACGUUAAAAUCUGGUUUCAAACUACUUGAAGUUUCACUGAUAACAAAUGAUGAUUUAAGUUAUAUCUAUAAAAUUGCUUUUGAAAAUGAUAUUCAAAAUCCAGCAUAUUUUAAAGUGAAUAUUGAUUCAAUUAAUCUGCAGCUCACUAUUAUCAAGGAACGUUUAUCUAAUCAGCAACAGAUUCACAAUGGUCUUCAAUUGAAACCAUUAUCAAACCAAGAUAAUAUCACAGAUUUCAAUCAUUUUUUUGUACGAUUUUGUCUGCAAGAUGUUGGAAUGAAUACUUUUAGUCAUCCAAAAUCGUAUACACAUUCAAUUGUGCAAUCAAUGGAAUUGAUUGAUAUAAAUGAAUCGAUUAAUAUGAUGCAAACUUCUUAUCCAGAAAAUAAUGAAUUACAACAAAAUUAUUAUCAAUAA